AUGACUUUAAGUGUAGCCAAUAUCCGUGUAGGUUCUAAUUCUAUUCUACCAAUAAGAAUAUUUAUUAAUAGGAAACAACUUGCAAAUAACAUCCCAUCCAAUACCGUUUUUGAAACACCUUUAUUAUCUAGCAGCACUCUUGUAUCACUAAAAUCACCUAAAACAAGAAUAUAUAUCUCAAAUAAUGAUAUGAAAAACUUAUGUGAUGAAUUAAAAGAUGACCUUCUUCUAAUAUUAUAUGAACUAACUUCUCCCAUGAUCUAUAACACAGUUCUUCAGAAAACAAGAAUUGGUAGUACAUUAGAUUUUCAACAAAAUAUAGUUAAACGUAUAAUAGGUUCCUAUGAUGAAAAUAGUGAUGAUCAUGGACGUGGUGAAUUUCUAAAAUCACAUAUACUUACAAUUAAAAAAUUAUCGAAAGUUAAAUACAAAUUACAUUUUAAGUUUAAUUGGGAAGUAGAAAUUUAUAUUAAUAGCAUAUCUAAAUUGUCAAAAAUACGGCAAAAUUUGAUCUUUAAGAAUUAUCCAAAUAAUUUAGAUGUGUAUGAUAGACGAGCUUCAUUGCUUAUAGAUAAAUCAACAAUUGUAAUACCAGAAGAAGAAGUAAUGCCAAAUAUUGAUAAUAACUCAAUUUUAUCCCAAUCAAAAGAAGUAAAUGUUGAUGUUAAGCCAGAAAUUAUCUUCAAAUAUAAACCAAUUGCUACUUUUGUACCGUGUAUAGAUAUUCACAUUUUACAACGACCCAGAAGAAAACAUUGA
This is a messenger RNA of Arxiozyma heterogenica, 759 nucleotides long. RefSeq names its product DNA-binding protein SAW1 (gene SAW1). Bases 1 to 759 code for a protein of 252 amino acids. Gene Ontology annotation, biological process: double-strand break repair via single-strand annealing, removal of nonhomologous ends. The record is from RefSeq and is a predicted model, not a curated record. Lineage: Eukaryota; Fungi; Ascomycota; Saccharomycetes; Saccharomycetales; Saccharomycetaceae. Gene Ontology annotation, molecular function: flap-structured DNA binding. The transcript has a single exon.